AUGGCCCGGGGCUCCCGGCGCCGCAGGAGCGGCGGCGGCGGCGGCUCUGGGCGCGGCCCGGCCCCGGCACGGGGUCGCCCGGGCGCUCACGUCGCCGCCUCGGCGGCCAUGCGGCGGGGGUGGCGUGUCCCGAGCGGCCAGGGAACCCCGCUCGGCAGCCGAGCCCGAGCCGGCCCCUCCCGGCGCCCGCGCCCCGCCCCGCGCCGCGCCGAGAAGCCGCCGCGCUCCCGCGCCCCGCCCGCUGCGGGGACUUUCCCGGGCCCCCCCCAGCCCCGCCGCCGCCGCCGUCCCCGGGAACCGCGGCCCGGGGGGUCCCGCGCGGCCCUGGCGCAGCCUUUGCAGACACCGGAGCCGGGGCCCCACCGAGGCCGGCCGGCCCGGGCCUGGCACAGGAGUGGGGUGGAGAGGGAACCCUGCCAGAUGCCACUUUCGGGGGCUUGCGAUGCUGCCGGCAAGACCCCUCGAGACCCGAGGUCGCAGAACUCUUUCGAAAGUGGCCUCUGUUGUAAAAAUGCGUGAUCAAAUGAAUCUCGCGCAGUGUUUGAAUGAUGCUUUGAGUGAGUUUUUCAAGACAAAGACGAGUUUAUAUACGUGAAGGGAAAAAAGCAGGACAUAAGUCAGAAUCCUUCCAAAAGUGACUCACUGAAAAUGACUGGAGGAUGGAGAUCCGGUGCUGGCUCAGCGAGUUAAGGACCCGAGCCUGUCUCCGUGAGGAUGCGGAUUGGAUCCCUGGCCUCGCUCAGUGGGGUUAAGGAUCUGGCCUUGUGGCAAGCCGCUGUCAAAGAUUCCGCUGCAACUCUAGCUCAACUCCACCCCUAACCCAGGAACUUGCAGGGAACUUCCAUAUGUCACAGGUAGA
Phacochoerus africanus (Common warthog) is the source of this 859-nucleotide messenger RNA. RefSeq names its product translation initiation factor IF-2-like. The record is from RefSeq and is a predicted model, not a curated record. The transcript is spliced from 3 exons. NCBI's taxonomy places the organism in Eukaryota, Metazoa, Chordata, Mammalia, Artiodactyla, Suidae. Bases 1 to 519 code for a protein of 172 amino acids.